GAAAAGAAAUAGAUAGCUCCGAAAAUCUACCUACCCGUGAAUCGCUCCAAAAUUAGGACAAGGCGCGCAUGCGUCAUCUUUCCCCACUCCUGUUGCACAUAUCACUUACCCUUUCACACAUCAUUGAGGAAAACAAAAACAGGUCCCCUCGAUCAGUCUCACACUCAAAGUGCUACUCGCAUGUUGUACUUAUACACCGCAAAAAAUUUCGAAAAACCCGCGGGUUCCCCCCUCGCAAUUGUACACAUCGAGAUCUUGCCUUUUCCGCAGUGAUCGCGAUCUCUCGAGGCGUGUACUUACUCAGUCGCCGACGAACGAUGUGAAGAGAAGCAUCGCAGCGCAGAGAACACAACGAAACGAACGAACACCUGUUGCUCGCUCUGGAGAGAAGGCCAUGGCUCAUCUCCUGAAGAACCUGACCAACAGCAUCUGGCAUGCGUUUCACGCGCUCCAGCACGAUGUGCCCGGCAUCGUCGCCAAGUCCAAGCUAAAAGUUUUGACAGCUAACAUUGGAACUUUGAUGGAUCUCUACAGUGUUGAAAAGGGAUUGGAGCAUUAUCGAAGCACACAGACACUCACCUUUGAGCAGUAUAUUUUUUACUUACAAAAUGAGGUUUUCUCAUCGUUGACUGAUGCAACUCCAAUUCAAACAUGUCGGUCAUUGGAAGAGGGUAUAGAUGAGAUUUGUUGGCUUGUUUGCCGUAAAAUUUAUUUAGAUAGACCGCAUCCAAUUUUCAAAGAUCACAGUGUUUAUCAAUUGUUUAGAAUAUUUUGCCUUCUUGCUGAAAUGGAGCCUGAUAUAAUGGAUUCAACCUAUCUAGUGACCAUGCACAGUGAUGAAGUAGCUCAAGUUGCCUCACAGUUAGUUACAUCACUAGGUCUUUGCUGGGAUCUAGCAGACUUUUCUGCCUUGUCAGCAGCCAUUGGAACUUUUCGAUUCCCAACAUUUUUAGCAGUUCUAGAAUCAAAAUAUAGUGGAGGAGGCUCUUUAGAUAUUGAUGGUGUAACAGAAGCAAUUGAUGACCUUUAUCAGACAUAUGUUGAAGAUGUUAUAAAGAAAGGGUAUCUGAUGAAGAAAGGUUUUCUACUACCAACUCUUAGAUACUUCUGGUUCGUUUUACGUCCGGGAGAGUUAACGUACUACAAAGAUUCUCAACAAAAAGAAUCAUCAGGUGUAAUAGCUCUGGAUGCAAAUUGCUGGACAGACGCAGUAAGCAAUGGCGGGAAACCAGAUAGACGUUUCAUUCUCAGUACACCAGAACAUAGGUGCAUUGAAUUGGUGGCUGAGGAUCACAGAGGUAGACUGCAGUGGUUGUCCGCAUUGCAAAUUGCUGUUCAACAUUCGGGAGAAAAAAUUAGUUAUCAAAGAAGCUUAGCCAAUCAAAGAAGAUCGACGCGUCAAGCAAGUAAGCAGGAGAAAGAAGAGACGAGAUUAGAAUUGCAGCAGGAGCGUCAAGCUAGAAUAGCUGCUGAAAUUCAAGCAAGGAAAUUAGAAGCCCUUUCAAAAGAAGAAUGUGCCAAAGUCCAAGAACUUGAAGACGUAAAGCAAAAACUUGAAAUAUUAUUACAAGAAGAGAAGCAAGCUCUUAGAGAUGAAGAAAUAGUAAGAGCUCUUCAAGCUCGUGUUUUGCGCGAAGAGUGGGAGAAGAGAGAACAAAUGGAAAGGUUACAGCAAGAGCAGCAAGAGCUUUUAGAAUUAGAGAAACUCAAACGAAUGGAAUUUGAAUUAAAACAACAGAGCAAUGAAAGACAAUUACAUGACGCAGAAAUGCGCCUUCAGCAGUUGGAAUCGGAAAAGCAAAGUCUAGAUGCUGAACUGCAAGCGGCCAGAGAAAAGGUGAAACGAGCGGAGGAGGCACAAAUUAUACUAGAGUCACAGCUAGUCACGACUAGGCCACCUCGAAGUGGAGAAAGAAUAAGACGUACGCAGAGUUUCAUACCGACAACAAAAGAGAGACCGCUAGUGAUCGACGACAGGGUAUCAUUACAGAAAAAUUGUUGAGAUUGCACAUGCUGGACGUGUGUGUAAGCGAUCAAAGAUCAAAUGACAAAAUUUCGUAUUAUCGAAAAGAAAAGUCUGACGUUAGCCUUGCAUUAAAAAAUUACUAAUUGAAGAUGAAUAAAACUUGCAAGACUAACAAAAAGUGUCAAUUAAAGUUUUAAAAAAUCAGGGUAAAUAUAAUUCAGGGUAAAGUUCUGAAAAUUAAGUUCCUGAAAAUAUCUUGCCCUUUGUUAAAUCAUAUUCUAUUAUUGUAUUUGUUAUCAUUGGCAGUAUUUUCAACAUAUUACCUUUUCUAGCUAUUUACAAAGACCAAAAUGUUAACAAGUAAAAAUUUUGUUUUGAUAAAUUAAAACUCAACUCUAUUGCUGUUAUAACGUAUUAAUAAUUAUCAUCAUUGUUAUAUGAAAUUUGAAAGCUAUGUAUUCGCAAUAAAACAUACCGCAUAUGUUUAUAUAUAUUUUAACAAAUCGAUUAAAAUGCAUUUAUAAGUCAUUAUAUACAAUCACAAGAUAUAUAGCAUUUAAUUAUAAUCGCUCAAAGCGUAUUUUUAUUUGAAUUUAAGAAAAUUGAAUUAUAAAGAUGACAAAAGAAGAAACAACAACGAUACAUUAAUGAAACAGUUUUUAUUAUAACUAUUUGUGUUUUCAUUAAUGAAAUGCGUUCCUUUACUAGUGUUAAGCAACACUGAUUAUAGUGUUAAGUGCUCUGUAACCAAUGAAAAUGUGUUUGACUGAAAGCUAAAAUAACGUUAUUUUGUAAUACCAUACAUUAAUAAAUAAUUACAGUACGUCCAGAUUUCA
Messenger RNA from Nasonia vitripennis (jewel wasp), 2802 nucleotides. Its product is annotated as differentially expressed in FDCP 6-like. Gene Ontology annotation, cellular component: cytoplasm; nucleus. Bases 395 to 2002 code for a protein of 535 amino acids. Lineage: Eukaryota; Metazoa; Arthropoda; Insecta; Hymenoptera; Pteromalidae. The transcript has 7 exons. The record is from RefSeq and is a predicted model, not a curated record.